UAAGGUUAAUCAAAGAUGGUGUACAAACGAAUGGUGGAAAUAGGGCGCGUGGUCUUUGUUGCCAAAGGUGAUGGUGAUGGAAAAUUGGCAGCAAUUGUUGAUGUUGUUGAUGGGAAUAGAGCGUUGAUUGAUGGACCAUCUACAGGGGUGAAACGUUCGGUUCGUAAUUUUAAAGACCUUCAUUUGACAAAGUUUCGUAUACCACUGAGACAUGGAAUGCGUACAAGGAAUGUCAAAAAAGCAUUUGAUGCAGAAAAAAUCAGUGAGAAAUGGACAGAAACUUCAUGGGCGCAAAAGCUUGCUAAAAAGGAAAUUAAAGCAAAGAUGACAGAUUUUGAUCGGUUCAAAUUGAUGCGUGCCAAGCAGCUGCGAAACAGGUUGGUGCGUUUGCAGGUGGCCAAAUUGCGCAAGACAAAAAAAGCUGAGAAAUUGACUAAAGGGAAAUGAAAGGAAUUGUUUGCUUUUCAUACGUUGGCUUUUUUUUUGUUAAUUAAAUGGAAUUAUUGUUUGCAAUUUCAAUAAAUGUGUAAAGAUC
Loa loa (African eye worm) is the source of this 535-nucleotide messenger RNA. RefSeq names its product 60S ribosomal protein L14. NCBI's taxonomy places the organism in Eukaryota, Metazoa, Nematoda, Chromadorea, Rhabditida, Onchocercidae. Gene Ontology annotation, molecular function: structural constituent of ribosome; RNA binding. The transcript has 3 exons. Gene Ontology annotation, biological process: translation; ribosomal large subunit biogenesis. The record is from RefSeq and is a predicted model, not a curated record. The coding region runs from base 16 to 447 and encodes 143 amino acids. Gene Ontology annotation, cellular component: cytosolic large ribosomal subunit; ribosome.